ACAACAAAAUUUUCAUUGUUUUCAAAUGAAUCCCACCAUGAAAUUGCAAACUCAAACCUUCAACAAUGUCCUUCCAUUAGAUUUCAACAAUGUCCCUACACUGCCCGAUUCUCACGUAUGGUCGACGACGCCUUCAGAAUCUCCGUGUCUCCACUCGAUCGACGAAAAACAAGUGCCACCCGUUGUCGAUAUUGGUGAUCCGAGUGCGUUUAGUCUAGUGAGAGAUGCUUGUGAGAAAUGGGGAGUGUUUCAAGCCAUCAACCAUGGGAUUCCUUUGAGUUUGUUCCAAGAAACCGAGUUUGAAGCUCGGCGGCUGUUUUCAUUGCCAACGGAACAGAAGCAGCUUGUUGCUCGGUUGCCGGAAGGUUUUACAGGGUAUGGUUUGGUUCGUAUCUCUCGGAACUUUCCUAAGCUGAUGUGGUCUGAAUGUUUUGGUAUGAUAGGGUCCCCUGUGGAACAUGCUAGCCAACUUUGGCCUCGAGAUCAUGCUAAAUUCUGCGAGGUGAUGGAACAAUUUCAGGUGGAAAUGAAAACAUUGUGCGAGAAACUAGUGGCAAUAAUGCUUCGCUCAUUGGGUUUAACCAAUGAACAAGACACAAAAUGGUUCGAACCUAAAAACGAGUCUGACCAAGCCAAGUGUUUUCUUCAGCUCAACUCAUACCCAGUGUGUCCAGACCCGGACCGAGCCAUGGGGUUAGCCCCUCAUACGGAUUCAUCCCUCUUCACGUUGCUGUACCAGGGUGGUAUCAGUGGGCUGCAAGUUUAUGAUGACGAUGUGGGGUGGGUCGAUGUGCAGCCGGUUGAGGGUGCCUUGGUCGUCAAUGUUGGUGAUUUGAUGCACAUCGUGUCUAAUGGGAGGUUCAAGUCUGUGUUGCACCGUGUGGUGGUGAAUAACAAGCGCCACCGCAUUUCAACGGCGUUCUUUUACUUGCCACCGUGGGAUGCCAAGGUCUCACCGUUAAAGAAGUUGGUUGAGUUUGAUCAUCUUCCAAUGUACCGGCCGGUGAAAUGGGAGGAGUAUGUUGAAACCAAGUCGAAAGAUCUUAGUAAGGCCCUCGAUUCAAUUCGGAUUUGAAUUUAAUAUAAAAAUAGCAAGG
Gossypium arboreum is the source of this 1097-nucleotide messenger RNA. RefSeq names its product gibberellin 3-beta-dioxygenase 1-like. Gene Ontology annotation, molecular function: gibberellin 3-beta-dioxygenase activity. The coding region runs from base 26 to 1075 and encodes 349 amino acids. Gene Ontology annotation, biological process: response to light stimulus; gibberellin biosynthetic process. NCBI's taxonomy places the organism in Eukaryota, Viridiplantae, Streptophyta, Magnoliopsida, Malvales, Malvaceae. The record is from RefSeq and is a predicted model, not a curated record. The transcript is spliced from 2 exons.